CACUAUCAAUAUGCUAGGGAUAUUUGUGUCAGAUUAGUUGGGUAAAUAUUUUGGCCUUCUUCAAAAUCUAAAUUCGUGUUUGCCCUAUAUUUGGCCUAUAUCCUAUAUUGUUGUAAAAGGAUGUCGAAGGGAACGGGUCCUUUGUCAAAGAUAUAUAAUGCCGCAAUCGGUGCAGGCGAUAAAAUAAUGCCCCAAGCAAUGAUGCCUUUUUGGCAAUCGCCUGCAGGUCCCAAGACGGUAUUUUUCUGGGCGCCCCUCUUCAAAUGGGGACUAGUAUUUGCGGGAUUGGGCGAUACUGUCAGUCGCCCACCGCAGUUAAUCUCUGUAAACCAAUGCGCCAUUUUAGCCCUGACUGGAGUGCUGUGGUCAAGAUACUCAUUUGUCAUCACACCCAAAAAUUAUAACCUAUUGGCGGUCAAUGUGGCAGUAGCUUGUAUUCAAUCCUUCUUAAUUGCCAAACACCUGAAGUGGCGCAGCGAGAAUGCAAAGAAUACCGUCUAUGAGUAUUCUUACUAUCCCCACAAUCCGGAUGACGACUGGUGAUUUAUAGAUUUUGACUUUAUCUAUUCACCCAACUAACUAACCCAACUAAAUCUGUCCACACUCGGCACCCUAAUAAUAAAAAUUAUUCAAUUAUUUUAAA
Messenger RNA from Drosophila bipectinata, 643 nucleotides. RefSeq lists its product as uncharacterized. Lineage: Eukaryota; Metazoa; Arthropoda; Insecta; Diptera; Drosophilidae. Gene Ontology annotation, biological process: pyruvate import into mitochondria. The record is from RefSeq and is a predicted model, not a curated record. Gene Ontology annotation, molecular function: pyruvate transmembrane transporter activity. Gene Ontology annotation, cellular component: mitochondrial inner membrane.